Messenger RNA from Talaromyces proteolyticus, 640 nucleotides. Its product is annotated as phenylacrylic acid decarboxylase. The transcript has a single exon. The record is from RefSeq and is a predicted model, not a curated record. Gene Ontology annotation, molecular function: carboxy-lyase activity. Bases 53 to 568 code for a protein of 171 amino acids. NCBI's taxonomy places the organism in Eukaryota, Fungi, Ascomycota, Eurotiomycetes, Eurotiales, Trichocomaceae.
CGGUGCGACGGGUGCUAUCCUAGGGAUCAGAAUACUCGAGACGCUUCGCCGAAUGGAUAUCGAGACGCAUUUGAUCAUCAGUAAAUGGGCAGAUGCUACCAUUACGUAUGAAACUGACUACAAGCUGCGUGCUGUCAAGGACCUAGCCACAAAAACGUAUUCCUCACACGAUGUGGCGGCUCCAAUUUCAAGCGGCUCAUUUAAGGUCAACGCCAUGAUUGUCGUGCCAUGCAGCAUGAAGACUCUGAGUAGCAUCGCCACUGGUUACGGUGACGAUCUCAUAUCUCGAGCUGCAGAUGUCACAUUCAAGGAGAAGAGACGGCUGAUUCUGGUAGCCCGUGAAACCCCUCUCAGCGGUAUUCAUCUAGAGAAUAUGAUGAAAGUCACUCAGAACGGUGCAAUCAUAUUUCCACCGGUGCCGGCAUUUUAUACUAGGCCCAAAACAGUGGAUGACAUAGUCAACCAGACAGUUGGGAGAAUUUUGGACCUUCUUGAUAUCGACACGGGUGACUUUGAAAGAUGGAAUGGAAUGCAUAGUGAUAUGGCGAGAAGUAUAGUGGGCAUUUGACCUUAAGUUAUACCUCCCAGUGCAUCUCUGUGUUAUUAUUUCCCCCUCACGAAUAAUGUAGGUAAACUGAAA